AUGAUCGACAACCUGAUUUGCAAUCUGGAGAGCACUCUUAUGAAGGUGCAAGAUGCAUAUUCUUCGCGCGAGGCGAUGCCCUUCUGGGCUACCAGAUUAUUAACGCCGACUUUUAUGGCGGUAGCCGUCCUCACCACCAUUCCAUCCCCGGGUCCCGCGCGUGUCACCGUCGGGAUGACAGUCUUCACGACUCUGUGGCUCUACGUGCUCACCCACUGGGUAGCAGAUCCGUCUUUCUUCAUGGAUGCGAUCUUCAUGAUCUCAAUCACGGCGCGCUGGAUGCUAAUGUUCCUAACUGGAACCCCCGAAAUGGACUACUACCAGACGAGUAAAACCGCGACGAAGCUUGACAGCGCCAGUGCGGACGGCGGGAUCCCAGGCGGCUCGAUACUUCUGAACAAGGUUAAAUGGAGCGUGGAGCUGUGGUCGUGUUGGCGCGGGCAGGGUUGGAAUUACGCUGACCAGCAUCUCAAACGAGGCGCGGAGCAGACUCAAUCUCGACGGGAUUUUCUGAUUACAAACGCAGGUAGGAUUCUUCUGAACCGGUACAUUUCGGACAUGGUGCGCAAGUAUGCGUUCUGCGCGUUCUGGCCGGCUCACCACGCAAACGUGGCUAGUGUCGAUUUUCGUUCAUUGCCCAUGCUACACCGGCAUCUACUAGUCGGGGCUCAAUUGGUUCGAGACAGCCUCAUGCUGGACAGCGAAUAUCGCAAGGCUUCGCUGCUCUUCGUGAGCCUGUGUCUUUCAACGCCGGAUCGAUGGCCCGGCCUCUUCGGCAGCCUGGCCGACUUAUACAGUGUUCGGAAUUUUUGGGGGAGAGUCUGGCAUCAGGUCUUCCGGCACAUGUUCAUACGGGCUGGAGAGGUGGUAACUAGAGCCCUGGGGGCGGAGAAACGGACUAUGGUGUACAAGUAUACGAAGCUGUAUGUCGGAUUCUUGGUAUCUGGAGUCCAACACUACGCGUGUCCGCAGUUAAUCCCGUCUUUGCGCUAUGGCUGGGGAAUGUUUUGGCAGAUGCCAGCGUAUGCUGCUGUUAUUACGGUGGAGGAUUUGAUCAAACACUAUGGCAAGAAAGCUGGAAUCCGAGAUAAUGGCUUCAUUCGCGGUCUAGGCUAUAUCUGGACGGCAUACUGGAUGACCUUGAUCUAUGCCUUGCCUGUUGGCUACGUGUCGGACAUUGGGGGGUUUGCAGGUGUGUGCGACGCCUAA
Aspergillus pseudoviridinutans is the source of this 1209-nucleotide messenger RNA. RefSeq names its product putative toxin biosynthesis protein (GliH). Bases 1 to 1209 code for a protein of 402 amino acids. Lineage: Eukaryota; Fungi; Ascomycota; Eurotiomycetes; Eurotiales; Aspergillaceae. The record is from RefSeq and is a predicted model, not a curated record. The transcript is spliced from 3 exons.